Messenger RNA from Fonsecaea pedrosoi CBS 271.37, 759 nucleotides. RefSeq lists its product as uncharacterized. Lineage: Eukaryota; Fungi; Ascomycota; Eurotiomycetes; Chaetothyriales; Herpotrichiellaceae. Gene Ontology annotation, molecular function: oxidoreductase activity. The coding region runs from base 1 to 759 and encodes 252 amino acids. The transcript is spliced from 2 exons. The record is from RefSeq and is a predicted model, not a curated record.
AUGUCAGUCAAGUAUGACUUUACAAGAAAAGUGAUCGCCAUCACUGGCGGCGCGUCAGGCAUCGGCCUCGCGACCGCUGAGCUGCUCGCCUCCAGUGGCGCCCUGAUAUCCGUUGCCGACGUGCACGCGGAAUCCCUUGCCGCCGCAGCAUCCAAGAUCGAACAAGCGGGUGGCACAGUACUCACGCGCGUGGUAAACGUCGCCGACUCGACGCAGGUCAACGACUGGAUUGCCGCGACAGUGGACAAGUUCGGAAAACUCGACGGUGCCGUCAACCUCGCCGGAAUGAUGGGUAAGGAUAUGAAUGUGCAUAAGAUCGAGGACUUGGAAGACGAUGACUGGACGGCUGUGAUAGGGGUGAAUUUGACGGGGGUCAUGCACUGCAAUCGCGCGCAGAUUCGCAAUAUGAACCCGAAGGGAAGUAUCGUCAACACGGCGAGCGUGGCGGGGGUAAUGGGUUUGCCAAUGGCCGCCGCUUAUACGGCGUCGAAGCAUGGGGUCGUUGGAUUGUCGAGGUGUGCGGCGAAGGAGACGGGAGAUCGGGGGAUUAGAGUCAAUUGUCUGGCGCCGGGGUUGAUCGAUACCCCAAUGUCGCGGAAGUCGAGCGAAGUGAGAGGCGCCAAACGGGACUUUUCGCAGUCGAUCAAGCGCUUUGGCCAGCCGGAGGAGGUGGCCGAACUCAUUGUGUUUUUGUUGUCCGACGCAUCGCAGUAUAUCAGUGGUACCGUGCAGCUCAUUGACGGCGGAUGGAUGUGCUGA